Molecule: messenger RNA, 2689 nt
Organism: Dioscorea cayenensis subsp. rotundata (Guinea yam)
Lineage: Eukaryota; Viridiplantae; Streptophyta; Magnoliopsida; Dioscoreales; Dioscoreaceae
Product: protein TOC75-3, chloroplastic
Exons: 7
Coding region: 58-2487 (809 amino acids)
Biological process (GO): protein import into chloroplast stroma; chloroplast organization
Cellular component (GO): chloroplast outer membrane
Molecular function (GO): protein-transporting ATPase activity
Source: RefSeq, a predicted model, not a curated record
CAAGUCUCGCCUGAUUCUCAUCUGGUUCUCUCUCUCGCUCGCCGUCUCGCUGCCGCCAUGGCCUUCACUGCUCAGCACCAAGCACUGAGCGCGCAGCUCGCUGGCGCCGUGCCUUCUCGUCCUCGAAGAUCAGCGGUGGUUUCGAAUCCAUCCUCCAUCGUCUCCGCCUCACUCCCCGAAUCGGGAAUUUCCCAUCACCAAAAUCCAUCACGCAAACCUCCCCAUUGGAUCCGCAAGAAAACCCUAGCUGUCUCAUCGGCCUCCGCCUUGGCAGCGGCGGUCGGUGGAGGAUUCAUCUUCCAUCUCUCCUCUGGUGCUCCGCCACCAGGUAAUCCUGGUGGUGGAGGUGGCUGGGGAUGGGGCUCCGGCGGUGGAGGAGAUGGGGGUGGCUUCUGGUCUCGCUUCUUCUCUCCUUUGGCUGCGAUCGCAGAGGACGAUCAGACCGGCGGCGGCGGCGGUGGCCAGGAAUGGGACUCCCAUGGCUUGCCGGCCAAUAUUGUGGUUCAACUCAGCAAGCUGAGUGGCUUCAAGAAGUACAAGAUCUCCGAGAUCCUCUUCUUUGAUCGGCGCAAGUGGACGACCGUGUCUGGCACCGAGGACUCCUUCUUCGAGAUGGUUUCUCUCCGCCCCGGCGGCGUCUACACUAAGGCCCAGCUUCAGAAGGAGCUUGAAACCUUAGCGUCUUGCGGAAUGUUCGAGAAGGUGGAUCUCGAGGGCAAGACGAAGCCUGAUGGCACCCUCUCCCUCACCGUCUCGUUCACUGAGAGUACUUGGCAAUCUGCUGACUCGUUUCGAUGCAUCAACGUGGGGCUGUUGCCUCAGACGAAGCAGAUGGAGAUGGACCCUGACAUGACUGACAGAGAGAAGCUGGAGUACUUCCGGAACCAGGAGAAGGACUACAAGCGAAGGAUUGAGAGAUCAAGGCCGUGCCUGCUGCCGAUCCCGGUGCAGCGCGAGGUGAUGCAGAUGCUGCGGGAACAGGGGAAGCUGAGUGCUCGGUUGCUUCAGAGGAUCCGGGAUAGGGUCCAGAAGUGGUAUCAUGACGAGGGAUAUGCUUGUGCUCAGGUGGUUAAUUUUGGGAAUUUGAACACUAGGGAGGUUGUGUGCGAGGUUGUAGAGGGGGAUAUCACGAAGCUUGAUAUACAGUUCCAAGAUAAGCUCGGGAAUAUAUGCGAAGGAAACACUCAGCUUGGCGUGAUCCGGCGAGAGCUACCUAAGCAGCUACGACAAGGGCACGUUUUCAAUAUUGAAGCAGGGAAACAAGCUCUGAGGAACAUAAAUUCACUUGCUUUAUUUUCCAACAUUGAAGUAAAUCCAAAACCUGAUGAAAAGAAUGAAGGUGGAAUCAUAGUUGAAAUAAAACUCAAAGAACUGGACCAAAAGUCUGCUGAAGUCAGCACAGAGUGGAGUAUUGUUCCUGGACGUCAAGGACGACCAACUUUGGCAUCAUUUCAACCUGGUGGAACUGUUUCAUUUGAACACCGAAAUAUCAGUGGGUUGAACAGAUCCCUACUCGGCUCAGUGACAUCUAGCAAUCUUCUCAAUCCUCAGGAUGAUCUAGCUUUCAAGCUUGAAUAUGUACAUCCAUAUUUGGAUGGGGUGUACAAUCCCCGGAAUCGUACUUUCCGUGCUAGCUGUUUCAACAGCCGCAAGUUGAGUCCAGUUUUCACUGGUGGAUCUGCAAUGGAGGAGGUUCCGCCUAUAUGGGUUGACAGAGUGGGGUUCAAAGCCAAUGUGAUGGAGUCCUUCACACGACAAAGCAAGUUCACCUAUGGACUAGUGUUGGAAGAAAUCACGACACGUGAUGAAACCAGUAGUAUUUGCACUCAUGGUACUCGCCCAUUACCUAACGGUGGCUUAAGCAUGGAUGGACCCCCAACAACACUAAGUGGCACUGGCGUUGAUCGCAUGGCAUUUUUACAGGCUAAUAUCACCCGGGAUAAUACAAAGUUUAUAAAUGGUGCAAUUGUUGGUGAGAGGAAUGUUUUUCAGUUGGACCAGGGACUUGGAAUCGGCAGCAAAUUUCCAGUCUUCAACCGUCACCAGCUCACGGUCACUCGCUUUUUGCAAUUAAAGCAAGUAGAAGAGGGUGCUGGUAGACCACCACCACCUGUUUUAGUUCUUCAUGGACAUUAUGGUGGAUGUGUAGGGGAUCUCCCUAGCUAUGACGCCUUCACACUUGGGGGACCCUAUUCUGUGAGAGGUUACAAUAUGGGUGAGCUGGGUGCCUGCAGGAAUAUUCUCGAGCUUGCUGCUGAACUGAGGGUCCCUGUGAAGAACACCCAUAUGUAUGCCUUUGUGGAGCAUGGGAAUGACCUUGGAAGUUCAAAGAAUGUCAAAGGUAAUCCCACAGAGUUCUUCCGGAGGGUAGGUCAUGGGUCAUCUUACGGUGCUGGAGUUAAGCUUGGAUUGGUCAGGAUGGAAUAUGCAGUUGAUCACAAUGCAGGUACUGGUGCAGUGUUCUUCAGGUUUGGUGAGAGAUUUUGAUGUGUCAUAAGAAUAUUUCCAUUGAGUAGCCAUAACUAAUGAGUCGUAUAAUGCGGGUAUUGAUGUGUCAUUAGAAUAAUUCAAUUGGAUUUCUCUAAAGACUUGUUUGAUUGCUUGUUUCCUUCAUAGUACUGAGCCUAGAACUCAACCUCAUAUUUUUUUUGCCGCAAAUGCAGUUCCCACACAGUUCUUUUGUUUGUUU